Neomonachus schauinslandi (Hawaiian monk seal) is the source of this 1629-nucleotide messenger RNA. It is a transcript of the gene IL21R, whose product is annotated as interleukin 21 receptor. Gene Ontology annotation, molecular function: cytokine receptor activity; protein binding. Gene Ontology annotation, cellular component: membrane; external side of plasma membrane. The coding region runs from base 1 to 1629 and encodes 542 amino acids. NCBI's taxonomy places the organism in Eukaryota, Metazoa, Chordata, Mammalia, Carnivora, Phocidae. The transcript is spliced from 8 exons. The record is from RefSeq and is a predicted model, not a curated record. Gene Ontology annotation, biological process: immunoglobulin mediated immune response; cytokine-mediated signaling pathway.
AUGCCGUGUGGCUCAGCGGUCGCUCUGUUCCUGCUAAUGCUCCAGGGUGCCUGGGGUUGCCUAGACCUCGUCUGCUACACCGAUUACUUACAAACAGUCACCUGCACCCUAGAGACAAGGACCCUCCAGUCCGGCACGCUCACCCUCACCUGGCAAGACCCAUAUGGAGAGCUGGAGGAUGAGGUCACCUCCUGCAGCCUCCACCGGUCCUCCCACAAUGCCACGCACGCAGAGUACACGUGCCACAUGGAUGUGUUUCACUUCAUGGCCGACGACAUUUUCAGUGUCAACGUCACAGACCAGUCUGGCAGGUCCUCCCAGGAGUGCGGCUGCUUCGUCCUGGCUAAGAGCAUCAAGCCGUCCCCCCCUUUCAACGUGACCGUGACCUUCUCGGAGUAUUGUAACAUCUCCUGGAGCUCCAAUUACGAUUUCUUCACGCUGAAGGGCAAGCUGCAGUAUGAGCUGCGAUACAGGAAGCUGGGAGGCCCCCGGGCUCUGGCUCCAGGGAGAAAGCUGAUCUCGGUGGACUCGAGGAGCGUGUCUCUCCUUCCCUUGGAGUUCCAGAGUGACUCGAGCUAUGAGGUGCAGAUCCGCGCAGGGCCCCAGCCCGGCUCCUCCUUCCAGGGGACCUGGAGUGAGUGGAGUGACCCGGUCACCUUUGACACCCAGCCGGAAGAGAUAAAGGGAGGCUGGCACAUUUACCUGCUCUAUCUCCUGCUUGUCUUCAUACUCCCCAUCCUCGUCUUCUUAGGCCUGAAGAUCCACCUGCCUUGGAGGCUGUGGAAGAAGGUGUGGGGGCAGGUGCCCAACCCACAGAAGUUCUUCCAGCCCCUCUAUGUGGGCCACAGUGGAGACUUCAAGAAAUGGGUGGGUGCACCCUUCACUGCCUCCAGCCUGGAGCUGGGACCCCAGAGCCCCGAGGUGCUUUCAUCCCUGGAGAUGUUCAACCUUUGCCCACUUCAGAGCGCCGCCAAAGGGCCUCAGCCCAUGCCUCUGCCGGAGCCCACCGACCUGGUAGAAGCCGACGAGGGGCCUGAGCCGGACUCCUGGGGCCCAGCCCCUGCCACCACCGGCAGCUUGGGUGGCUCGGCUUAUAGCCAGGAGAAGGACCAAGUGUACAGCGUACUGUCCAUCAACACGGUGACCGUAGCAGACAUGGAGGGGCUGUGUGCCUGGUCCUGCACCUGUGGGGAUGACGGCUACCCAGCCCUGAACUUGGACACCAGCCUGGAGCCCGGCUCAGGCACUGAGGACCCGCUCUUGGACACCGGGACCACAGUCCUCUCCUGUGGCUGCGUCUCGACUGGUGGCCUUGCCGGGCCGGGAGGCCCUCCUGGCAGCCUCCUUGACCAGCUAAAGCUGCCCCUUGAAGAUGAGGCAGGUUGGACCCCAGGCCCGCCGUGGAGUGGCGGGCCCCCCAGAGGGGCGUCUGACAGCGAAACGGGCUCGCCUCCCGCCAGCCUGGACAUGGACACUUUUGACAGUGGCUUCGCGGGCUCUGACUGCGGCAGCCCUGUGGAGUGUGACUUCACCAGCCCCCGGGACGAGGGGCCCCCCAGGAGUUACCUCCGCCAGUGGGUGGUCAUGGCCCCGCCAACCGAGGGACCCGGGCCCCAGGCCAGCCAGUGA